Messenger RNA from Ipomoea nil (Japanese morning glory), 1015 nucleotides. RefSeq names its product heat stress transcription factor B-2a-like. Gene Ontology annotation, cellular component: nucleus. The transcript is spliced from 2 exons. Gene Ontology annotation, molecular function: RNA polymerase II cis-regulatory region sequence-specific DNA binding; DNA-binding transcription factor activity. The coding region runs from base 143 to 811 and encodes 222 amino acids. NCBI's taxonomy places the organism in Eukaryota, Viridiplantae, Streptophyta, Magnoliopsida, Solanales, Convolvulaceae. Gene Ontology annotation, biological process: regulation of transcription by RNA polymerase II. The record is from RefSeq and is a predicted model, not a curated record.
UUUAGAAUAAUCAUAUUAUAUAUAGAAAAGAAAAGCGAGCCACCUUAGCUUCCAAAGCAGUACUAGUAGUUUCCAAGAAGACUUGGAGAUAUUGUAUGUGUAGAAGAACCUAACAUAUAUAUAUAUAUAUAUACUGUUGAACAUGGCUGCAGAUGCCCCGGCGCCGGCGCCGGCGCCGUCGUCGUCUAGAGUUAAAUGCCCGGCGCCGUUUCUGGUGAAGACUUACGAUCUGUUGGAGGAAGAAGAGCGGAGAAGAGAAGAAGGCGGCGUUGAAAAUGAAAGAGCGCAGGAGAAGAUAGUGUCGUGGAAUGGACAAGGCACCGGUUUUGUUGUCUGGUCGCCCCCGGAGUUUUCUGAACUUCUGCUACCUCGCUAUUUCAAACACAACAAUUUCUCCAGUUUUAUCAGACAACUUAAUACUUAUGGAUUCAAGAAAGUGGCAUCUAAAAGAUGGGAAUUUCAACACGACAAGUUUAGGAAGGGGAGUAAGCAUUUGCUAAUUGAGAUAAGUAGGAAGAAAGUUGAGCCCAGUGGGUUUCCUGCAUACCUAAGAGCCAAUGAAGAAGCUUCAACAUCAUCAUCAAUGGCGGCUGCGACAACAUCCAUAUCCCAGGUAGACAUUAAUACGAGGAAGCUAUUGAUGGAGGAGAACAGGAACCUAAGGAAGGAAAGAAUGGAGCUUCAGACGCAAAUUGCUCAUUUCAAAACACUUGAGAUUAGGUUGCUGGAAUGUCUCUCCACUUACAUGGGCAACCACAAUCACCACCAUCAUCAUCAUCGUCAACACAAUAAGUUCAGGAGACUCUCUUAACCAUUAAUGUUUUACUGUCUGAUCUGAAAAUAUAUUUGUCGUUUUCGACCUUGUCCUGUCAUGGGUUUGUUCCGGUCAAAAUGUUGGCAAACGGAUCGGAAUUGUCAAAUCUUCAAACCUAAACAUCGGUCAUUCCUUUGGAAAUUCUGGGCUCUUCCUUAACAUUUUGUGUUGACAUUAAUUCAACCUUGUGUCACAGUGCCA